AUGACUAGAAAGAAGGUAAAACUAGCAUACAUACUCAACGACUCCGCGAGGAAGGCGACAUUCAAGAAAAGGAAGAAAGGUCUAAUGAAAAAGGUUAGUGAACUUAGCACUCUUUGUGGAAUUGAUGCUUGCGCUAUAAUCUACAGUCCUUACGAUCUUCAACCCGAGGUUUGGCCAUCAUCAAUAGGAGUCCAAAGGGUGCUUUCGAAGUUCCGAAGAAUGCCUGAAUUGGAACAAAGUAAAAAGAUGGUGAAUCAAGAAAGUUUUUUGAAGCAGAGGAUUCAAAAAGCGAAAGAUCAAUUAACAAAACAAAGAAAAGAUAAUAGAGAAAAAGAAAUGACUCAGUUAAUGUUUCAAUAUCUUAGUUCCGAUAAAACUAUGCAAAAUAUAAGUAUGCUUGAUUUGAAUGAAAUGGCAUGGUUGAUUGAUCAAUAUUUGAAAGAUAUCAAUAGAAGGGUUGAAAAGUUGAGUAAGAAUGGUCAAGGACAAUCUCAAAUGGUAGCACCAACAAUGGUGACUAAUGCUGUGGCUAAGAUUGAAGAUAGUGGACAAGGGAGCCACGGUUGUCAUGUUUUGGAUAUGAAUAUGGAUGCUAUGCAUAAACAACAUUGGUUUAUGAAUCUGAUGAAUAAUAGUGGUGGGGAUGAGGCACCACCACCUUUGGGAGAUGUUAAUCAACAAAAUGGAUUUUGGCCAAAUCCAUUUUUUCCUUGA
Messenger RNA from Vicia faba (fava bean), 714 nucleotides. The record is from the annotation of a GenBank genome assembly. NCBI's taxonomy places the organism in Eukaryota, Viridiplantae, Streptophyta, Magnoliopsida, Fabales, Fabaceae.